UCGACAGCAGGCGAAAUCUAAUAAGCACCUUUGCCACGCAAUACUUUGCAUAUCUUGGGCUGCUCCCGCCGCCGCUCAGCGAGGGUUCCCCUCAGAGUCGCGAUUGGACGGUGGGAGGACCAAUGGGCAGGAGUGAAACAGGUUAUUUGAACUCUCUAAAGUGCUGCUCGACAAAACCGGAGAACAUCCACUGACUUUUCAAACAAGUUCCCGCUCCCCAACCGUGCCUGACGUGCUGGCUUCACCUUCAGAGAAAAGACCACGGACUAUUCCUUUUUUUUCCGUCUUUUUUUGGUUUGACUUCAACUUUUGUCCGGGAUGGGAGCCGACCGCAUCUAUUUAUUUCCGUAAAACAAAAACUGCCGAUGCACCUGUUGACUCGGGACCAAUCUGCUCGCUUGAGAAUGAACGCAGGUGCCGGGAUGGCAUCUCAUCCUCGUCUUCAUUUGGAGGAGGAACAGAGGAGUAGACUGAGCUGCGUAGUUCACGCCAGCUUAGCAAGCGCUCAGAAUGCAGAACUACUGCAAUACAAGGAGACCACCACUCACGACAGCGCCAUCAAGUACAGGAGAUACGGAUCUCGCUUGGGUGGAGUCAAAGUUCGCCACAAGAGACAAGUGCUGCAGGACAUGGCCCGGCCGCUUAAACAUUGGCUGUACAAACAUCGGGACAACCCGUACCCCACCAAGACAGAGAAGGUUCUGUUAGCUUUGGGCUCCCAUAUGACUCUGGUACAGGUGUCAAACUGGUUUGCAAACGCCCGACGGAGGCUGAAGAACACGGUUCGGCAGCCAGACCUGAGCUGGGCCUUGAGGAUCAAACUGUACAACAAAUACAUCCAGGGAAAUGCAGAGAGACUGAGCGUAUGCAGCGAUGACACCGACUCGGAUGACAUGGGGAGGUCCUCGUCCCACAUGUGUGCCAUAAAGAACCAGGGCGGCGUACUCACGAUGGCGGACCACGCCAACAGCGAUGACAGCGCCUCGCCUCCGUCAAAGUAUAAGAGCAGCUUGCUGAAUCGUUACCUGAAUGACACCCUACGGCACAUGAUGGCGGGCAAGGCGGACGGCGUCGCCCUCAAAAGGAGGAGCCACUCCGAGUCCUUCAGUUCAAACGAGUGCGACCGAGACGCCGUGUCCCCGGCGUCCUCCUCCGACACCGAGACCAACUUCAUCUACCAAAUGGAAGCUUUGGAUUAUACAUCAUCUAAAUCCAACAGAGGUCAGCCUCCGGAAAGAGGUCAACAGAGUCAAAGCAACCAAGGCUGGCGAGAGCUCAACGCCGCCGUGGCCCUCACCAGCCUGGCCCACGGGCAGAGCUGUCGGAACGACGCGACGGCGCUCGGCUGCCACAGGGAGCCGCUGUGCAUCGCGAGGACCAACGUCCCUCGCAGGACGCCCAUCGCGGUGCCCGUCUCGGCCCUGAGGCAGAGCUGCGCUUCCGAGCGCUGCGCUCUCACCAGCCGCAUCAUCCAGAAGUCGUCCCACAUUUCCGAAGUGCAGACUAUCAAAGUGGGCGUGGCUAACAGCGCGUAGGAAUUCCACAUCAAUGUGCGCGAGAACACGGCAUGCCUCAACGCUGAGAUUUCUCCUUUGCAAUGACCAAACUGUGUGUGUGUGUGUGUGUGUGUGUGUGUGUAUAUACUGUAUUCUUCUACGAUGCAUUUGUGCCCUUUUUUUUUUUAAUUACAAUGUUGCUCAUGUAUUUCUAUUGUGUAAGUUAACUUCUUGGAGACUGGAUCAUCAUCCAAUGCGCUUAACUUGACAGCAGCUUUUCAAUAAAGUUAACGUGAAGUCUCUUCA
Messenger RNA from Hippocampus zosterae (dwarf seahorse), 1802 nucleotides. RefSeq names its product homeobox protein Mohawk-like. Lineage: Eukaryota; Metazoa; Chordata; Actinopteri; Syngnathiformes; Syngnathidae. Bases 366 to 1535 code for a protein of 389 amino acids. The record is from RefSeq and is a predicted model, not a curated record. Gene Ontology annotation, molecular function: RNA polymerase II cis-regulatory region sequence-specific DNA binding; DNA-binding transcription factor activity, RNA polymerase II-specific. Gene Ontology annotation, cellular component: nucleus. The transcript is spliced from 6 exons. Gene Ontology annotation, biological process: regulation of transcription by RNA polymerase II; cell development; muscle organ development.